Beta vulgaris subsp. vulgaris (sugar beet) is the source of this 324-nucleotide messenger RNA. The record is from the annotation of a RefSeq genome assembly. Lineage: Eukaryota; Viridiplantae; Streptophyta; Magnoliopsida; Caryophyllales; Amaranthaceae.
AUGCCUCAACUGGAUCAAUUUACUUAUGUCACACAAUUCUUAUGGUCAUGCCUCUUCUUCUUGACUUUCUAUAUUCUAAUCAUCUAUAAGAUGGAAGGGAAUCAGCAGAAUUCUAUCAUACCUUCAGCUUCUUCCCCUAGUAGUAGUAGUAGCGCCUCCGGGGAUCCUGAAAAGGAGCGCGCUCGUCUAGUAAAAGCAUAUGACUAUUUCUAUAAAUCUCUAAUUCAAGAGGUCCAGGCAGAAGCCGGGCUCCUCUUGAAGAGGAAACUAAGCCUUCGAACUGUUUCGGGGCUUGUCCUUAAGCGGUCACAGAGGCAGUGUUAA